This is a messenger RNA of Pneumocystis carinii B80, 1334 nucleotides long. Its product is annotated as calcium/proton exchanger. Bases 44 to 1288 code for a protein of 414 amino acids. Gene Ontology annotation, molecular function: calcium:proton antiporter activity. The transcript has 9 exons. The record is from RefSeq and is a predicted model, not a curated record. NCBI's taxonomy places the organism in Eukaryota, Fungi, Ascomycota, Pneumocystomycetes, Pneumocystales, Pneumocystaceae. Gene Ontology annotation, biological process: intracellular calcium ion homeostasis; calcium ion transmembrane transport. Gene Ontology annotation, cellular component: fungal-type vacuole membrane.
AUAACUUUGGUAUUGGACUAUAUUUUGGUAAAAAGCUUUAUUUAUGCAGGAAAUAAUUAAAAAAAAGCUUUUAAAAGUACUUUAUUUUAAACCACCUUCUAAUGAGGAAAAUCGUCCUCAAGAAUCACAUGAACCUUUACAGACAAUAUAUAAUGAUGAUAAUAAUUAUAACAAAAGGAAAGGAAAUGACUUAUACUUUAUUAUUAAGGCAAUUUUUAUGAGUAGUUAUCUGAAUAUUCUUAUUUUUUUUGUGCCAUUAGGCAUUUUAUAUGGUUACUUUGAAUGGAAUCCUACAUUAGUAUUUAUUUUUAAUUUUUUAGCAAUAUUUCCUUUAGCAACAAUACUUACUUUUUUAACAGAAGAACUUUCUAUGAAAGUUGGACAAACAACAGGAAGUCUUUUAAAUGCUAGUCUGGGCAAUAUUGUAGAAAUGAUUAUUUCUAUUAUUGCAUUAAAUAAAGGACAAUUAAGAAUUGUUCAGACAUCAAUGCUUGGUUCUAUUUUAUCGAAUGAUCUUUUAGUUCUUGGGAUAUGCUUUAUUGCAGGUGGAUUACAUUAUCGAGAACAGCAAUUUAAUAUGACAGUUGCACAGACUAUGUCUUCUCUUAUGGCAGUGGCAACUAGUUCUCUUUUAAUACCAGCUGCUUUUAGACUAUCAUUACCUGGAACAGAUGAGACAAAUAAAAAUAUUAUUAUGUUAUCACGUGGUACAUCAAUAAUUUUAUUAAUUAUAUACUUUUUAUAUUUAAUUUUUCAAUUAAAAACACAUACAGAAUUAUAUGAAACAGUUAUUGAAGAUACUCAUAAAGAAUUAAUUCCACCUAUUAUCUCUGGACUUUUUCUCGUAUUAGUAACACUUUUGGUUUCUUUAUGUGCUGAAUAUCUUAUUGAUUCAAUUGAUUUGUUUGCUGCUUCAUAUAAUGUUAAUAAAACAUUCAUAGGUUUAAUACUUAUACCUAUCGUUGGCAAUGCCGCAGAACAUGCUACUGCUGUUAUAGUAUCAGUAAAAAACAAAAUGGAUCUUGCAGUUGGCGUAGCUCUUGGUUCUUCGAUGCAGAUAGCACUUUUUGUUACACCAUUUCUUAUCAUUGUUGGCUGGAUCAUUGGACAACCUCUUACAUUAUAUUUUAAAACAUUUGAAACAGUUAUCAUGUUUGUUAGUGUUUUCAUUGUUAAUUAUUUAAUUCAAGAUGGGAAAAGUAAUUGGCUUGAGGGGAUUAUGCUUAUAGCGGUUUAUUGCAUUAUUUCAAUUGCAUUUUUUCUUUAUCCAGAACAAAAGGCUGUUUAAUCUUAUCAUUAUUCAUUUAUCUAUAUACACAUACACAUUUAUAAAA